UGUGAAAUUUUAAUUCCAUGUCAAGGUUGCAGGUACAGAUUGGUUAACAAACGAGGUAUUUUCCAGUCCCCUGGCUUCCCUAAUAAAUACCCGGAUGGACAGCUGUGCUUGUGGAGGAUCAUGGUCCCUGAUAAUCACACCGUAAGCGUCUUCUUCACAAACUUUUCUCUCAAUGGCAGUAAUUAUGAGGACUAUUUACGAUUCUCUACUAAGAUUAAUGGCACAUAUCGUGUGAAUGAAACACAUUAUGGCGUAAAACAACCGUUCAAUGUCACAGCGACUUCUGAAGUAAAGUUCUUGUUUCGGUCGAACAAAGAGAGCAACAGCUAUGGAUUCAGAGCAGAAUAUCACGUGUUUACAUAACGUGGCGACAAUACAGAGCAACGCCAGAACCCCAAUACAGGAACAACAACACCACCGACAAUCACAUCAGGGGGUAUGAUUCAAUCAACGAUGCAAGCAAACGCAAAGCCAUCAUCUAGUAACUCGGACAAUGGCGCUUAUAAGAAAUCUGACUCGACGACCUCGCUCGGUCGGACUCGAACUAUUACAGCCAUAAUGAUACCGCUGGCCUUUGGUACGAUUGGUAUUCUACUUGUUAUUGUGAUACUUUAUCGAUGCAGGACAAGUUAUACAAAUACUGCUAAUGAUGCUCCAGAGUACCAUGUACUAGAGCCUAUCGUAAAUGACGUCCCUGAUGACAGGCAGAUGUACCAAACACUAUCACGUGACCAGCAACCCGAAUAUGAAGCUCCAAACUACUCAAAACACACAAGUGAUUCAAAUAUUGACCCCGGUAUCCCAGAAUACCAUGUGCUCGAGCCCAUGGACAAUAAUGUCCCUGACGUGGUGUACGAUGUGUUAGAGGGACCUAAUCCUAAUGAUGGACCAUCUGGUGACCAAACGCACCUGGCGGUGGACGAACAAACUACCCACAAUCCUUUGUACCAGUAGAACAACAUUGCUACCGUGACGCAAAACCCACUGUAUGUCAUUUCAGACAGAUAAUUGCCUGAAACAUAAUGAACUUCCUCUAACGAUAUUACUUAAUUUUAACCGUUUUGUAGUGGAUUUUUAAAUCAUUUUAGCCUUUUAAGACUGUUUAUCUUGUAAUUUGUUUUUGGAAAAAAACCUCAACAUUUUAAAACAAUUUUCGUAAAAUUAGUUCAUGUUACUAACAGGGAAGAGCCAGCCUGUGAAUCUGUUAAUAAUUAUAAUAUUAUAAGAUAUUUGUAUCAUCAUUAUGUUUAUAUUACCGUUAUCUCCAAUAAAUCUGAUAGUUUAAUAUCAUUA
Messenger RNA from Actinia tenebrosa (Australian red waratah sea anemone), 1293 nucleotides. RefSeq lists its product as uncharacterized. Lineage: Eukaryota; Metazoa; Cnidaria; Anthozoa; Actiniaria; Actiniidae. The record is from RefSeq and is a predicted model, not a curated record.